Molecule: messenger RNA, 4416 nt
Organism: Aspergillus ochraceoroseus IBT 24754
Lineage: Eukaryota; Fungi; Ascomycota; Eurotiomycetes; Eurotiales; Aspergillaceae
Exons: 5
Coding region: 226-4416 (1396 amino acids)
Molecular function (GO): protein binding
Source: RefSeq, a predicted model, not a curated record
GUGAAUGUCCUGGAGAGAUGAAGGUCUGAUUCUUCUAAAUCAAGGUGGCAAGCGGGAAGUCUGAAAAGGGAAAUCGGGCCGCUUUCCUAAUAUGGAUUCCCGACAUUUCUCCGCAAUCCCCAGAUUAUUAUAUAUGUAUAUAAAGGCGUAGAAGGGGACAAGGGAAGUAUUUUAAAAAGCCCCCCAAAAAAAAUCACAUGCAAGGCCGGUCAGAGACAGUGCACUAUGUCUACACCAAAGCUAUUCUCGAGAUCGGCCGUCCGCGCGGCUUCUCAACUCACCAAGGCUGCGGGCGAUAUUUCAAGCGUCUUCCCGAGUUUGAGACCCGGUUACCAGCCAGAGCCGCUGCCCCCUCGAUUCAAAGACCUGAAGCGGGAACUGUUCCAUAGGCAUGAAAAUGCCUUGAAGAAGAGUUGGCAAAGACUGCUACCAAGUCUGGAAGAGGAGGUGCAGAAGAUCAAGGAAAAAGGGAGCGAGAUCAUCCCUUCAGUUGAAUAUUCGGAUGUUGUUUCUGGUAGGAUUACCCCGGAAAUGCUGGCGGAGAUCCACCGUCGAGGAACAGUUGUUGUCAGAAAUGUGAUGCCUCGAGAAAAAGCCCUUGAAUGGAAACAAAGGAUCAAAGACUAUGCAGCUGCCAACCAGGAACGAGUCAAGGCAUUCCCUCCUGACUCGCCAGCAGUAUACGAGCUGUACUGGACUCCAUCACAAGCGGAAGCCAGAGCUCAUCCCAACAUGCUCGAUACCCAGCGCUUUUUGCAGCGCCUCUGGCACUCAUCAGACCCCAACACGCGUAUAUCUACUCGGAAUCCACUGACCUAUGCGGACCGACUUCGCAUUCGACUACCCGGUGACAGCAAGUUCACACUGGGUCCUCACAUUGACGGUGGCUCGCUGGAGCGGUGGGAGGACCCCGAGUAUUCUCAGGUAUACGCCAAAAUCCUCGAAGGCAAAUGGGAAGAAUACGACCCCUGGGACGCGAAGCACCGCGUAACCGCGCAGAUGGAUUUGUAUAACGGGGCUGGCGCCUGUUCCAUGUUGAGAUUCUUCCAAGGAUGGCUGUCGAUGUCCAAGACCGCUCCAGGAGAGGGAACAUUGCAUGUCUGUCCCAUGCUGAUCCACAGCACAGCCUAUACUCUUCUGCGGCCAUUCUUUGACACCAACACGUUGCAGCCAGCCAUGGAUGCUAUGUUUCCAGGAGCUGACCCGGGCGCUUGCCAGGAAUAUAACCCUGUGACACACCCACACCUCGAGCUUGAAACAACCAUGGUUUCUGUUCCAGAGGUAGAACCUGGUGACUACGUCGCCUGGCACUGCGACUCAUUGCAUUCUGUAGAUAAGGAACACCACGGCAAGGACGAUUCCAGUGUCCUUUACGUUCCUGCCACUCCCAUGUGCGACAUGAACGUCGACUACCUUGUCAAACAGCGCAAGGCGGCGCUUGCUUACUCGCCGCCUUGGGAUUUCCCAGGAGCUGGCGGUCCGGGUGAGAUCGGCUUUCACGGAGCCCUGGAUUGGAAUUCGCUCAAACUCGAGGGACUCCGUGCGAUGGGAAUGGGAAAUCAGCCAUGGGAGAUCACAAACGACAUGAGUAAUGGAGAAAAGCAGGCCGCUGCGCUACUUCUGGUCGCAUCGUGCGUUCCGUCGACAUUCGCCAUUUACCCCGAUGAAAUCGGUCAUGUUGAUUUCCACCAUGCGCUAUUAGGGGUCCCUUCAUCGCAAUCCACCUUCUUUCUCCAGCCUUCCUCCUCCUCGAAUGCCGCAUUACUUUAUACUUUGUCCGAGAAAUCGCUCCUUGGUGCGGUAAAUCCGAAAGAUGGAUCCCUGGUAUGGAGGCAGAACCUCUCGCGCCCCGCCGAAACCCCAGCCUUGUUACGUGCCUCCGGUGGCACGUAUUCGGUGGUUGGUGCUCUAGGAGACUACGUUUCUUCCUGGAGAUCUCUGGAUGGGAAAUUGAUAUGGGAAAAUACGUUUAUUGGCGAAUCUAUGGUGGACCUGGAACUCCUGGAGCUGGAAGAUGCCUCGGCCGCGGCUUCGACCCGGGACACGAUUGCACUUUCUGGAAGUACGGCAGGGUUUGUUCGGAGGCUGGAUGGAUCGACAGGGAAGGUCAAAUGGGAGCAUAAAGAUGAAAGUGGUGAUACUCCCUUCCAGCUAUCCUCCUCCUCGACUGAUGUCUUCUACAUCUCGCUACAAUCGGUUUCAAAAGGCUAUAAGAUUAAAGUCACAUCUCUGGAUCUCUUGACUGGUCGGCAGACCCAGUCCCAGAUUCUGAACUCCGAAAGCGAUGUCUCCGGACCCGAGUCGGUUAUCUUUGUCGGCGCCAACACUGCAUCUCCAUUGAUUGCUUGGGUGGAUAAAUCAUACAAUACGCUAAAGGUCAACGUUAUUGGGUCGAAGCAGGUAACAACGAUCAACAUCGAUAACACCAGCGGUGAGGAUAUCAAAGCAAUUCAAAUCCAUGCCCCGCACACCCUCAACGCCUUGCCACAUUUCUUGGUUCAGUAUGAGACCGAGUCUGGCUCCUGGGCUGAGGUGUAUCACAUCGAUCUUAAGUCUGCUACCGUAUCCAAAGCCUACAGCCUCCCAUAUCUCAAGGGAUGGUCAGUUUUUGCUACUAGCACCAAAGAUGCGAAUGUUUACUUCACCCGGAUCACCGACUCGGAGACAACGGUGGUGUCCUCUGCUUCUCACGGUAUCCUAGGAAGAUAUUCUCAAUCAACCCCCAUUACGGAUCGCGGUGUACAUGCUGUUUCAGAGGUAGCCAUGAAAGGUGACAGUGUAGCUGUCCGGUCGGCUCUUGUUUUGGCGUCCGGUGAUUGGCAAUUGAUCCAGAACGGUGUCGUUGGGUGGACCAGAUACGAAGCGCUGUCCGGUGCAUUGGCCGCAAACUGGGCCGAGGUUGACGACCAGGAAGACCUAGCACACCAGUUGGAAGUUGAGGGCCACGGGAGCAUCUACGGUGCCUAUUUGCACCGUGUAAAGCGCCAUGCGCGAGAUCUCGAACACCUGCCGGACUGGCUGAAGGAGCUUCCUGGACGCAUUCUUACCAGCUUCCUAACUGACGAAGUUUCAAACCUGGACGGUUUUGGAAUUUCCAAGCCGGUCAUCGUUGCUACCGAUAACGGACGAGUCUAUGCUCUCGAUAGCGGAAACCAUGGCGUCGUUUCCUGGAGUGCCAAGGCCGCUGAAGCCGAUUCUUGGAAUGUGAAGGCAAUCGCAACGCAGCCUGGUGUUGCCACGGUGUAUGUGGAUGAUGGUAGCUCUGUCACCUUGAACAUAACCUCAGGAAAGAUUAUUAAACGCGCUCCUGCCACUCAGAAGCUUCGGUCCAUUGCUGUCAUCAAAGACGGCCCGUCUCCAGCUACUGUUGGCGUCCAAGAAAACGGCGAGCCUGUUGGAGCCCUUGACAGCGCCGGGUUCUUUGUAACCCAGGGUGGUGAUGGACGUAUAUUGGGAUGGAGCCCCAAGGACUCUCAAUCGCCUGUCUGGGAAUUCCUCCCUGCACCUGGCGAGAAGAUUAUCUCUGCCACUGCCCGGCCCCCUCACGACCCUGUCGCAUCAAUCGGCAAGGUUCUAGGGAACCGGUCAGUGCUAUACAAGUAUUUGACCCCCAAUGCUGCCCUUAUUACCGCUGUCGGUGAGACAUCCGCCACAUUCUAUCUCUUGGACGCGAUCACCGGACGGGUUCUCCACUCCAGCACACAUAAGGGAGUCGACACCACGCAGCCCAUCGCCUCCGCCAUGUCCGAGAACUGGUUUGCAUACUCUUUCUGGUCCGAGGGUCCCGAUGCCUCCGACGCAAAGGGAUACCAACUCGUCAUCUCUGAGAUGUACGAAUCCUCGCUUCCCAACGACCGCGGCCCACUGGACUCUGCAUCCAACUACUCUAGCCUCCACGACCUUCCCCUCCCACAUGUAGUCUCUCAAUCCUUCAUCAUUGCGGAACCCAUCUCCCAUAUGGCUGUCACCCAAACUCGCCAGGGUAUCACCACCCGACAGCUUCUCUGCACCCUACCCUCUUCUAAUGCUAUCGUUGGUAUCCCCCGCCCCGUUCUGGACCCCCGCCGCCCCAUCGGCCGAGACCCCACCUCCACAGAAGCCGAAGAGGGACUCAUGAAGUACAUCCCAUUCCUCGACUUCGAUGGCAGAUGGUACCUCUCCCACGUACGCCAAGUAGCCGGCAUCCAGAAUGUACUUUCUGCCCCAACUCUCCUCGAGAGUACGAGUCUUGUUUUCGCGUUUGGAGGUGAUAUCUUCGCGACGCGAGCCACCCCCAGUCAGGCCUUUGAUGUGCUAGACAAGGGAUUCUCGAAGCUCCAGCUGCUCAUGACGAUUGUGGGGUUGUCUGUCGGUGUUAUGAUACUGGCACCCAUGGCCCGAAAGAAGAGAAUUGACAUGCUUUGGAAAACAAGGUAA